AUGACGACCCUCGCACCCCAGCUGUCUACAGUUCUCGAGAACUUCAAAAAGCAUGCUCCGGCGCCUGUCCAGCAUUCCAUCAACAAAGCCAAGACAGACUUUGUGGCUUCUUAUGAUCCAAAUGCUGCGAUCCAAGUCGGCGAAGAUCUUCCAGACUUCCGCCUGAUCAACGCAGUGGGCAAAGAAAUCACAAGCACUGAACUCCUUGCCCAAGGUGCCCUGCUCAUCACGUUCUACCGAGGCGAUUGGUGCCCCUUCUGCAAUCUGGCACUCCGAGCAAUGCAAAAACACCUCGACGACUUCAGAGCCAAGGGUGUCACCCUCGUUGCGAUCACACCAGAAUUGCCUGAUACGACGCUCUCCACCACCGAGAAGAAUGAGCUCAAGUUCACCGUGCUUUCUGACGUCGGAAACAAGUACGCCAGGCAGCUGGGCAUUCUUUUCCAACAACCAGAAACUUUGCGUCCCGUCUUUGAGCAAUUCGGACACGACUUGAAGAGCAGGAAUGGUGAUGACUCCUUUGCUGUCCCCAUCCCGGCCACGAUACUUGUCGAUCAGAAGGGCAUUGUGCGCAACACAUUCAUCGAGCCGGACUACACGAAGAGAUUGGAACCAUCCGAGGCGCUCAAAUGGAUUGAUGCAUUGUGA
Messenger RNA from Exophiala viscosa, 648 nucleotides. Its product is annotated as thioredoxin-like protein. Gene Ontology annotation, biological process: cellular response to oxidative stress; cell redox homeostasis. Gene Ontology annotation, cellular component: cytoplasm. NCBI's taxonomy places the organism in Eukaryota, Fungi, Ascomycota, Eurotiomycetes, Chaetothyriales, Herpotrichiellaceae. Gene Ontology annotation, molecular function: thioredoxin peroxidase activity. The coding region runs from base 1 to 648 and encodes 215 amino acids. The transcript has a single exon. The record is from RefSeq and is a predicted model, not a curated record.